AUGGCGUCGUCCAGCUCUUCCGGCCUCAGCAGGCGAGGCGGCGAGGGCGCGCCCGGGACCGUGAGCGCGUUCGUGCGCGAGCACCUGCGGCAGCUGUGUCUGAGCGAGUUCCCGUGCGGCACGGGCAGCUGGAAUAAGUCUCGCUUUCUCCCUAAAAGCUGGCGGACCUGGCGGGAGCUGGUCCCCACGGAAGAGGAGGCGGUGAGCCCGGAGGAGGAGACGGUGGAGGCCCUGCUGGGCCUGGUGCGCAGCCCCCACUCGCCCUGGGCCCACGGGACGCAGCUGGGCUUCUCCUCCGCCGAGGACCGCUUCCUGAGAGAGCUGGCCAUCCGCAGCCCUCUGAAGCUCAAAGACACCUUCUUCUACUCCUACUUCCGGUCCCUGAGGGUGGUGGACAAGCAGGUGAGCCUGGUGGACAGAGACCUCCUGAAGUUUCUCAAGCUCGAGGAGCUGGUACUGAGUGCCAAUGAAAUCAAGGAAGUCGAUGCCUCGAAUCUGCCCCCUACACUCAAGGUGCUGGAGCUGUACGGUAACUCGAUCAGCAGCAUGGUGUGCCUGUGCACCUGCCCUCCGCCCCGGCUGCAGCACCUGGGGCUCGGCCACAACAAGCUCCUGGGCCCCUUGGAAAGUCUCUUCGUCACAUCUCAACACUGGCCCAACCUCGUCUCCCUGGACCUGGGCUUCAACGACCUGACGGACCUGCAGAGCAUGGUGGCCAGCCUGUCCACCCUCCAGAGCCUGCGGCUGCUGGUGCUACAAGGAAACCCGCUGGCGCUGGUGCCCUACUACCGCGGCCUCACGGUGGACAGCCUGGCCCACCUCUGUGUGCUGGACGACAUCACCGUGUCCCCCAACGAGAGGCACCAUUUCCGGGGGCUCAGCCGCAGCGCCGACCUCUUGGCACAUGAAGCACAGUUUCUGGUGACCAUUGGGAACAUCAGGGGCGUGGUGGAUUCCUCCAUCUUGGACCCUGAGCCAGGCCCCGAGGGCCCGUUCAUUUCCUACAACUACUACGUGACCUACGACUUCGUGGAGGACGAGGUGGAGGGGGAGGAGAAGCCGUCCAGCCAGGCGCUGUCGCAGAUGGCCAAUCCGUCCUCCAGCCAGGAGCUGCCGGAAGAGGAGAGCCACGAGCAAUCCUCCGAGGAAGCCAGCAAGGAGGAAGAGAUCACCAAGAGGUCCAGCAGUGUCGGGGUCCCCAAGGGGCCCCCCAGGGAGGCCGCCAGGAGCAUCACCAAGGAGCUCACCCCGCCCACGCAGCAGGGGGCCCAGGCGGUCCCUGAAGAGGCGGCCGAGGAGUCCGUGGAGUCGGGGGCCACGGAGCAGGGCCAGUCCGAGUCUUCUGUGCUCACCGUCCCGUCGCCCCGCCUGCAGCAGUCCACAGAAUCUGCAGAAGAGCUGGCGAAGCUCCGGCCGCGCAUCGACCUCCGGCUCUGCCCAUCCCCGGGGACGGUCCUCUUCAGCACGGUCCCCAAGCCCUGGGCGGACGUGAUCCCCUCUGGGUAUGAGAUGCAGCACACGCUCAAGAACCUGGUGCCGGUCAAGGCCUUCCUGCUGGCGGGGACGACGGUGACCAUCGUGGAGCAGAAGAUUCUCUCCUGGCCCCUGGUGCCUCUGGUUGAGAUUUCCGCGCCUCCCAAGAAGGGCAAAGGGGAGGACGACAAGAAGAAGGAGAAGGACAAGAAAGGGAAAGCGGAGGGGGCCCCCAAGAAGAAGAAGGAGCUGCUGCCCAAGGAGCUGCGGCAGGACCCGCCCAUCCUCAAGGUGCUGGGCCGCGGCCCGCUGCUGCUGGAGCCGCUGCUCAUGGGGGAGCCGCUGGUGUCCACCGAGUGCAACUUCGGCGUGGUCCGCAGCCUGGACGUGGACAGGAUGAUACUUGCCAGGGAUUCAAAGAAGACCAAGAAACCGAAAACUGGUAAAAAAGAGCAGACCAAGGCGGCGGUCCCGGCCUGGGAGAGCUCGUACCGGCCGCAGCCGCUGUCGGUGGAGGUGCAGAUCCAGCUGAGCCAGUACCGCACGGCGGAGGAGGCCUUCCACACCCUGGCGGACUUGGGCCAGUAA
This is a messenger RNA of Dipodomys ordii (Ord's kangaroo rat), 2061 nucleotides long. RefSeq names its product leucine rich repeat containing 43 (gene Lrrc43). Bases 1 to 2061 code for a protein of 686 amino acids. The transcript has 12 exons. Lineage: Eukaryota; Metazoa; Chordata; Mammalia; Rodentia; Heteromyidae. The record is from RefSeq and is a predicted model, not a curated record.